CGGGGGGCGGGGGGCGCGGGGGGCGGCGGGCCGGGGCGCGGGCGGGAGGAAGUGGGAGAGACAGAGCGCGCGGCGCGCGGCGGGGAGACGUCGGGCUGCUCGCCGGGGUCCCGGGGCGGGCCGGGCGGCGGUUGCGCAAGGCGCGGGCGGGCGGCGAGGGCCGGGCCGGGCCGGGGCCGGGGAGGGAUGCGCCGGGCGGUGCCCGCGGGCCGCCGCCGCCGCCGCCGCGCGCUGCAGCCGGCCCGGGCGCGGAGCUGAGCAUCGGCCGCGCUGGCUCGGAGCGGGCCCGGCUGCAGCGGCGCGGCCGGCGGGCUUGGGCGCUCCCCGGGCUUCUGGGCCGACCCCGCCGCGCCCCCGGCCGCCGCCGGCCCCGCGCGCCGCUCCCCGAUGAGCAGCGAGGCCGGCCCCCCGCCGCCGCCGCCGCCGCCGCGCCCCCCGCCGGCCCCGCCGGCCCCGCCGGCCCCCGGCGCGCUGCAGGCCGCGCUCAUGAGCCCGCCGCCCCCGCCGCCGCCGCCGCCGGGCGCCGCGCUGGACCCCGCGUCGAGCGCCGCGUCCGCCCCGUCCGCGCCGGGCGCGCCGUCGGCCGGCGCCAAGGGCGCGGGCGCCAAGAAGGCGAGCUCGGGGCUGCGGCGGCCCGAGAAGCCCCCCUACUCGUACAUCGCGCUGAUCGUGAUGGCCAUCCAGAGCUCGCCCAGCAAGCGCCUGACCCUCAGCGAGAUCUACCAGUUCCUGCAGGCGCGCUUCCCCUUCUUCCGCGGCGCCUACCAGGGCUGGAAGAACUCGGUGCGCCACAACCUGUCGCUCAACGAGUGCUUCAUCAAGCUGCCCAAGGGGCUGGGCCGGCCCGGCAAGGGCCACUACUGGACCAUCGACCCGGCCAGCGAGUUCAUGUUCGAGGAGGGCUCGUUCCGCCGCCGGCCGCGCGGCUUCCGACGGAAGUGCCAGGCGCUCAAGCCCAUGUACCACCGCGUGGUGGGCGGCCUGGGCUUCGGCGCGUCGCUGCUGCCCCCGCAGGCCUUCGAGUUCCAGGCGCCGCCGUCCGCGCCGCUGGCCUGCCACGGCCAGGCGGGCUACGGCGGCCUCGACAUGCUGCCGGCCGCCUACGACGCGGGCGCGGGCACGCCGGCCCACGCGCACCCGCACCACCACCACCACGUCCCGCACAUGUCGCCCAACCCCGGCUCCACCUACAUGGCCAGCUGCCCCGUGCCCGCGGGGCCGGGGGCCGUGGGCGCGGCCGCCGGGGGCGCGGGGGGCGCGCAGGGCGGCGGCGGCGGCGGCGGCGGCGCGGGGGACUUCGGCCCCGACAGCAGCAGCAGCCCGGUGCCCUCGUCCCCGGCCGUGGCGAGCGCGCUCGAGUGCCACUCGCCCUACACCAGCCCCGCGGCGCACUGGAGCUCGCCCGGCGCCUCGCCUUACCUCAAGCAGCCGUCCGCGCUCACGCCGGGCAGCACCCCGGGGGCCCCGGGCAGCCUGCACGCCAGCCUCCCCGCCUACUCGCUGGAGCAGACCUACCUGCACCAGAACGCCCGCGAGGACCUCUCAGUGGGGCUGCCCCGCUACCAGCAUCACUCCGGCCCCGUGUGCGACAGGAAAGACUUCGUCCUCAACUUCAACGGCAUUUCGUCCUUCCACCCCUCGGCCGGCGGGCCCUACUACCACCACCACCACCAGAGCGCCUGCCAGGACGUGAAGCCCUGCGUGAUGUGAAC
This is a messenger RNA of Sorex fumeus (smoky shrew), 1712 nucleotides long. It is a transcript of the gene FOXF2, whose product is annotated as forkhead box F2. Lineage: Eukaryota; Metazoa; Chordata; Mammalia; Eulipotyphla; Soricidae. Bases 388 to 1710 code for a protein of 440 amino acids. The transcript is spliced from 2 exons. Gene Ontology annotation, biological process: regulation of transcription by RNA polymerase II; animal organ morphogenesis. Gene Ontology annotation, cellular component: nucleus. Gene Ontology annotation, molecular function: DNA-binding transcription factor activity, RNA polymerase II-specific; RNA polymerase II cis-regulatory region sequence-specific DNA binding. The record is from RefSeq and is a predicted model, not a curated record.